ACGAAGAACCAACAGAAACGGAUAUAAUGGGGCAUAAUGCUGGUCGCACACCAUUCAUAGACAUCUCAAACACAAGCAUUAUAGGUGAUCAAAAUGGAUCAAACUCGCUUGUACCAAUAGUCGAUGCUAAUGAAUGUAAGAGGCAAAGGGAUAAGGAAAGAUAUGCCACGAUGUCCAUUGAACAAAAGAAUGAGAAAAAUAGGAAGCGCCGUGAAGCACGUCAACGAAAUAAAGCACUACCCCUAAAGUCCGAGUCAUCUAGAGACAUUAAUACGAAUCAGACACGUGAGACGGUUAACGUUGAAAUAAGUCGAGAUGUGCAUCUUGGUUCAGGUCCUAUUAAAAACACUCCAUCGCCUGGUAAUUCUAUCGAACGAAAGAGGCAAAGGGAUAGAGAAAGGCGUGCAACAAUGUCGGUUGAACAAAGGAAUGAGUACAAUAACAAGCGUCGUCAAAUGCGUCAACGAAAUAAGGGACAAAAUGUGAUGCCCAAUGUUUCAGGAGGUGAUGAAACCCGUCAAAUUUAAAUUAAUAUGUAUGUUCAUAGACCUACUAUUGUAAAGUAAUUGUAUUCAUAUUUUGUAGAUGGCGACAAAAAAGUAAACGUGGAUCCAGAUGAUGAUAGCGACUGGCUGCAUCGGAACGAGACAUUCCAGUCAAACGACUAUGUCGCAACGACGGACCUUCUGCCACCAGCUUGUACCGGAAGGUUAUGUGUUUGUGCUGGGAGAUAACAACAACAAUAUCUUCAAGUACCAAUAAUCUGAAAAGAUGGUUCCCUACUGGUUCUGCAUAUAGGAAGCUGUGACAUACCAUGUAUUUGUAUCUGAAGAACUGUUUGACAUAUAUUUGGUUCCUGAUUCUACGAUCUGCUGCAAUUGGUAUAUUGCUCUUUUCUUAAAAAAUCUCUAAUCUAAUGUGCAGAUACCUCAUGUGACUUUAAUUCAG
Messenger RNA from Zea mays, 948 nucleotides. RefSeq names its product zinc finger CCCH domain-containing protein 13. The coding region runs from base 27 to 527 and encodes 166 amino acids. The transcript has 6 exons. The record is from RefSeq and is a predicted model, not a curated record. NCBI's taxonomy places the organism in Eukaryota, Viridiplantae, Streptophyta, Magnoliopsida, Poales, Poaceae.